Molecule: messenger RNA, 1179 nt
Organism: Hemisphaericaspora subhashii
Lineage: Eukaryota; Fungi; Ascomycota; Pichiomycetes; Serinales; Debaryomycetaceae
Gene: TPK1
Product: cAMP-dependent protein kinase catalytic subunit TPK1
Exons: 1
Coding region: 1-1179 (392 amino acids)
Biological process (GO): peptidyl-serine phosphorylation
Cellular component (GO): nucleus; cAMP-dependent protein kinase complex
Molecular function (GO): cAMP-dependent protein kinase activity; ATP binding
Source: RefSeq, a predicted model, not a curated record
AUGGAGAAAUCAGAGACAAGUACGAUGUCUCUAAAUGAUAUAAAUUUGGAAGAAAUGCAACGAAAGCAACAACAGCAGAAUAAUAUUUAUAUAUCAGGAACCCCAUCCCUCGACGAUCAACAACUGCAUCAGAUACAAAAGAAUAAUAAUAAUAACACUGCUAUUCAUAAUAAUGAUAAAGUAUCUAAACAUUAUAAUAAAGAUACAACAACCAAGGGGAAAUAUACAUUAAAUGAUUUUCAAAUUUUACGUACAUUAGGUACAGGAUCAUUUGGUAGAGUUCAUUUAACUCGAUCAAUUCAUAAUGGAAGAUUUUAUGCCAUGAAAACAUUAAAAAAGGAACGAGUAGUGAAUAUGAAACAAGUAGAACAUACCAAUGAUGAAAGAAGAAUGUUAAAAUUGGCCCAGCAUCCAUUUAUAAUUCGAAUGUGGGGGACAUUUCAAGAUUGUCAUAAUUUAUUUAUGAUUAUGGAUUAUAUAGAAGGAGGAGAAUUAUUUUCAUUAUUAAGAAAAUCACAAAGAUUCCCAACCCCAGUUGCUAAAUUCUAUGCUGCUGAAGUAUUUUUAGCAAUUGAAUAUUUACAUGGAUUAGAUAUAAUUUAUCGUGAUUUAAAACCAGAGAAUAUCUUAUUGGAUAAAAAUGGCCAUAUUAAAUUAACUGAUUUUGGAUUUGCUAAAGAAGUUACUGAUGUUACUUAUACUUUAUGUGGUACUCCAGAUUAUAUUGCUCCUGAAGUAGUUGCAACUAAACCUUAUAAUAAAUCAGUUGAUUGGUGGUCAUUUGGGAUUUUAAUAUUUGAAAUGUUAACUGGUUAUACUCCAUUUUAUGAUCCAACUCCAAUGAAAACUUAUGAAAAUAUUUUAAAUGGUACAAUAACUUAUCCUGAUUAUUUACCACCGGAUAUUUUGGAUUUAUUACAAAAAUUGAUUGUUAAAGAUUUAUCUCAAAGAUUAGGUAAUUUACAAGGUGGUUCAGAAGAUGUUAAAACACAUCCUUGGUUUAAAGAGGUCAUUUGGGAAAGAUUAUUAUCUCGAGAUAUUGAAACUCCUUAUGAACCUCCAAUUACUUCUGGUGUUGGUGAUACUUCCCAAUUUGAUAGAUAUCCUGAAGAAAAAGAAUUGGAUUACGGUAUCAGUGGAGUUGAUGAUCCUUAUGGAAAUUUAUUCUUGGAUUUUUAA